Molecule: messenger RNA, 1222 nt
Organism: Coregonus clupeaformis (lake whitefish)
Lineage: Eukaryota; Metazoa; Chordata; Actinopteri; Salmoniformes; Salmonidae
Gene: kctd8
Product: potassium channel tetramerization domain containing 8
Exons: 1
Coding region: 314-1216 (300 amino acids)
Biological process (GO): protein homooligomerization; regulation of G protein-coupled receptor signaling pathway
Molecular function (GO): protein binding
Source: RefSeq, a predicted model, not a curated record
CGCUCUCUCCUCGCGUGUUUGCUCUCUCCAUUAGUGAGGUGACAGGAUACUUCUCUGUCUCUCCAUCUUUUCUCUCUCUCUUCCACCUCAGCUUCCUCUAACAGCAGGGAUGUAGUCCUCUGCCUCUUUCAAACUUCAGCACCUGCCAUGCUGUGAACUCCUUGGUGACCUCUAUUCAUUCUAUUGAGACCUUUUUCGUCUCUCGCUCCUCACUGAGAUUUUUUGCUCCACUUGUUUGAGAGGAUCUAAGAGGACCUUAUUGGGUUUGGAAGGUGUUUGAUUUCUCUCUAUACCCUGGUGGAACAACAGGACCAUGUCCAUGAAGGAGACCAUUCUGCCCAUCAGCGAGGUGUCUGGCCCGGCCCAGGCGCCCUACCCGGAGGUGGUGGAGCUCAACGUGGGCGGCCAGGUGUACGUCACCAAGCGCUCCACCCUGGUCAGCGUGCCCGACACCACCCUGCACGCCAUGUUCACCCGGUGCCCGCCACGGGAGCUGCCAAGGGACAGCCGCGGGCGCUUCUUCAUCGACCGCGAUGGCUUCCUGUUCCGCUACGUGCUGGACUUCCUGCGAGACCGCCAGCUGGUGCUGCCCGACCACUUCCCUGAACGUGAGCGCCUGCAGCGGGAAGCCGAGCACUUCCAGCUGGGUGAGCUGCUGCGCCUCCUGGGGCCCCGGGUGGGUUCCAAGCAGGGCUCCAUGAAUGAUGAAGGCUGCCACAGCGACAUAGAGGAGAGCUCACAAAGCAGUGAGUACCCCACAGGUCGUACCUUGACUUCCUCGGACAAGAGGUCAGGGUUCAUUACCAUCGGCUACAGGGGAUCCUACACCACAGUGCGGGACAACCAAGCCGAUGCCAAGUUCCGACGCGUGGCCAGGAUCAUGGUGUGUGGACGCAUCGCCCUGGCCAAAGAGGUGUUUGGGGAAACGCUGAACGAGAGCCGUGACCCAGACCGGCCGCCGGAGAAGUACACGUCACGGUUUUACCUCAAGUUCACGUACUUGGAGCAGGCAUUUGACCGGCUUUCUGAGGCGGGCUUUACAAUGGUGGCGUGUAACUCCACGGGAACAGCCACUUUUGUCAACCAGUACAGGGAUGACAAAAUCUGGAGCAGCUAUACAGAGUACAUCUUUUUCAGUAAGUGCAAGAUGACUUCUCACCCAUUCACUAACAUACAUAUUGGAAAGGUGGGUCCAACAUGUUUUGUCAGGUUUUAGUAUUGU